Messenger RNA from Staurois parvus, 1083 nucleotides. NCBI's taxonomy places the organism in Eukaryota, Metazoa, Chordata, Amphibia, Anura, Ranidae. The record is from the annotation of a GenBank genome assembly.
AUGUCUGUGGCCUUUGCAUCUGCCAGACCCAGAGGGAAAGGAGAAGUCACCCAGCAAACUAUACAGAAGAUGCUGGAUGAGAACCAUCAUCUGAUACAAUGUAUAAUGGAUUAUCAAAGCAAAGGGAAGACUGCCGAGUGCACACAAUAUCAGCAGAUCCUGCACAGAAAUCUGGUCUAUCUGGCCACUAUAGCAGACUCCAAUCAGAACAUGCAAUCUCUGCUUCCUGCGCCGCCAGCGCAGAACAUAAACCUGGGCCCUGGAGGGAUGAGCCAAACAGGCCCCAGUCAGACCCUCCACUCACAGGGCAACCUGAGUGACGCACUGGGUGCCAGCCUGCCGCCCUCCUCCCUUAUGCAGAACCAGAUCAGCAACGGACCAAAUCAUGUGUCUCUGCAGCAGUCUGGCCAAGCCACGAUGCCCACAACCAGCAUGAGUAUGGCAGUGAGUUCCCAUGGCACAGCUCCUGGGUAUAGCCAUGCUGUGCCCAGCUCUCAAAAUUUGCCAAUGCAAAGCCAGGGAACCAUAGGGAACUAUGUGUCAAGGGCUAAUAUGAAUUUGCCAUCCAACCCAGUGUCCAUGAUGCACCAACAAGCUGCCGGCUCGCAUUACACCACAGCGCAAGGUGGAGGUCAGCAUUACCAAGGGCAAUCUUCCAUCUCCAUAAUGAGCCAGAGUACCCAAGGAAGCAGCAUGAUGGGUCAGAGACCUUUGGGACCAUACAGACCAUCACAGCAAGGCUCCGCCCAGCAAUACAUUGGCCAGGAAGAGUAUUAUAGCGAGCAAUAUGGACACAGCCAAAGUUCCUCUGAAUCUAUGAGCCAGCAGUAUUAUACUGACGGUCACAGUGAGUACGCUUACCAACAAUCUUCCUAUGGGGAGCAGAGCUACGACAGGACGUUCGACGAUUCCUCGCAACAUUACUAUGAAGGAGGAAACACCCAGUACACCCAGCAGCAGAGUGGAUAUCAGCAGGGAGCGGGACAACAACAGGCGUACUCCCAGCAGCAGCAGUACUCCAAUCAGCAAAACUAUCCGGGGCAGCAGCAGCAGGGAUAUGGUGAGAAGAACACUAUUGUAUAG